UUCACUCUUCCCUCGUUUACUUUCACUCUUCCCUCUCCGUCCGCCGUAGCUCAUCGCUCUGUCCCUCUUCCGUCUUCCGUCUUCCCUCCUCCGUCCGCCAUAGCUGUAUUUCUCAGAAAUCGACGGCCAUAUCCGCUUCGUCUUUAUCUCUCGCUCUUCUAAUUCGUCCCUAGUCCGUCUACCCGCCAUUCAUCAUCAAUCUCUCGGUCUCCUAAUCUUUGAUCGCAUUUUGUCAGUGGAAGAAUGGAGGUUGAUUCAAAUGGUGGUAACAAUCCUUCAGUAAAUGAGGGUGAACAAGUUGAAGAACCUAAGAAGGGUAUGUAUUUUAGCUCAAAGGAAGAAGUGUACACAUUUUAUGGAAAAUAUGCUAAGCAUGUUGGAUUUUCUAUAGCUUGUAGAGCACAACAUUUUGGAGAUGAUGAGCAAUUAAAAAACUUUGCAAUUGAAUGUUCUCGAGCGGGGGAGAGGAAAAAAAAAUCAAAAGUGAACCCUUUGAAGCCAUCUUUGUCAACAAAAAUUGGUUGCAAAGCAAGGGUACAAGGUAGUCUACAAAAGGAUGGGAGAUAUAUGUUAACCACAGUUAACCUUGAGCAUAAUCAUGAUUUGAUUCCCACUGAUUCACGUCAUUUUGCAAUGAAUAAGAAAAUUCUUACUCCUAUGAAGAGACGAUUAGAAAUUAAUGAUGAAGCGGGGAUUGGGGUGUCUAGGAACUAUCAUUCAAUGGUUGUUGAAGCGGGGGGGAGGGGGGGGUACGAGUCAUUGACAUUUGAUGAGCGAGAUGCAAGGAAUUACAUUGAUAGAGCUAGAAGAUUGAGGCUUGGGGAAGGUGAUGCCCAAUCACUUCAAAGUUAUUAUAUGAGAAUGCAACCACAUAGUGAGAAAUUCUUUUAUGUGAUUGAUGUUGAUGACGAGUGUCGCAUUAGAAACUUGUUUUGGGCUAAUGCAAGGAGUCGGGCUACUUAUGAAGCAUUUGGAGACGUUGUUUCAUUUGACAAGACUUAUCUGACCAACAAAUAUGACAUGUCAUGUGCUCCAUUUGUAGGAGUUAAUCACCAUGGACAGUCCAUUUUACUUGGGUGUGGAUUGUUAUCUAGUGAAGACACUGACACAUUUGUUUGGCUAUUUAAGUCGUGGUUAAGUUGCAUGUCAAAUCGUCAUUCAAAAGCUAUCAUAACUGAUCAGUGCAGAGCUAUGCAAAAUGCUAUAGAUAUUGUAUUUCCACAGGCUCGACAUCGAUAGUGCUUAUGGCAUAUAAUGAAGAAAAUCUUAGAGAAGUUGAAAGGAUAUGCUGAGUAUGAGCGCAUAAAGUUGGCUAUGCAAAAUGCAAUUUAUGACUGUUUGACAAGAGAUGAAUUUGAGAAUCAAUGGGAACAGAUGCUUACAAGAUUCAAUCUUUAUGAUAAUGACUGGUUGGGGGUACUAUAUGAUGAGCGGCAUCGAUGGGUUCUUGUAUAUGUUAAAGACAUAUUUUGGGCUGGCAUGUCAACUACACAACGAAGUGAAAGCAUGAAUGCAUUUUUUGAUGGAUAUGUCAACCCGAAGACUACAUUAAAACAAUUUGUUGAACAAUAUGACAAUACAUUGAGAAGCAAGGUAGAGAAAGAGAAGAAAUCAGACUUCAAGUCUCGACACAAAUUGUUUGAUUACCUAACUAUACAUGGCUUUGAGAAGCAAUUUCAGCAAGCAUACACUAAUGCAAAAUUCAAAGAAGUUCAAGGAGAGUUGAAGAGAUUAGUUUACUGUCAGGCGGUGAUUGUCAAAGAGGAGGGAUCAAUUUGUACAUAUAAUGUCCAAGAAGCGAUGGUAGUUUGUGAGAAGAUGAAGCAUGUGGACUUUGUUGUAUAUUUUAAUUCAAUCGAAUGUGAAGUUCAAUGUAUGUGUCGGUUGUUUGAGUUUAGAGGCAUUGUGUGUGCUCACUCACUCGCUGUGCUUGUGAGAAGGUGCAUAAAUGAGGUGCCAAACAAAUACAUUCUGCCACAGUGGAGAAAAGAUUUGGUUCGAGAGUACACAUCCAUUAAAACCACAUACAGUGACUUUGGAGGUGAUUUCAAUGCAAGUUGUUAUGAGAGAAUGAACAAGAAAUUGACUGGCAUUUUACAACUUGCUGGUAACUGUGAUGGGAAAAUUAAAAUGAUAGACGUUGGGUUGGAUCAAAUUAAGGAUAGAGUCAUGAAAGAUGAAUCUGGUGAUGGGAGUAAUUUACAAGCUUGUACUACUUUCAUACCAUCUUGUACAAAAAGUCUGAUUGCCACCAGUUCUGCAAUUGUGUUUCUACAAGGAAGGUGAUUAGUCCUUUGGUUGCUCGGCGAAGAGGCCGUCCAAUUACAAAACGAAAGGUUGCCAAAGUAGAUCAAAUAGUCAAUCGGUUCAAGGCAACGGCAAAAAAACAAACAAAAGCAAAGGCUGCUAAGGAGCUUCGAUUUGAAGCUCAAGCUCAAGCUUAUGCAUUGUAUUAUCCUUAUGUGGGUGGCAUGGAAAAUAGUAUGUAUGUACCGGUGGUAAAUGCUAUUGGAGGCACAUCUGUUACCCCAUCAGAGUUAAUACGAGGCACACCGGGAAGUUUGAUGAGUGCACCAACUCAAAUUUUUGGUUCUAAUGCAUGCACACCGGGAAUGAAUGAUGUACAUUAUAGAUAUGUUUGAUUUGUUUAUUGAACUUUUCAAUUAGUUUUUGAGAUUAGAACUUAUUAUGUUAAGUCCCACAUUAGAUGUGUAAAAGAUGUUACGUAUUAAUUACCAAUGAAUACUAAGACUAAUCAUUAUUCUGUUUGAUUUGUGUUGAUACAACAUUGCCAGCUGUGAUGUUGAAACUUUAUUUAAAAUCAAGGAUAAUGCUGUUGAAAAGUAGCAGACAUGAGUACAAUAUAGUUGAAAUCAGGGAAAGAUUGUAAAUCUGCUGGAAAUGUUGAUAAAUUACUACAUUCUUUUUCCAAAA
Camellia sinensis is the source of this 2934-nucleotide messenger RNA. NCBI's taxonomy places the organism in Eukaryota, Viridiplantae, Streptophyta, Magnoliopsida, Ericales, Theaceae. The record is from RefSeq and is a predicted model, not a curated record.